AUGCAGGAAAACGGGAAGAUGAAGAAGCUCGGUAAUGGAUUGGCGCCCAAAUUGCGUGAAGACCAGAAUAAUGGGCGGUUCGAGUUCUCCUCAGCCCUCCUUUCAUGCAGCAAGGGUCACUGUGAUGAGGAGUGGAUUAGUACGACAACUUUCGACGACCCGGGCACGAGGAAGCACGAAAAGAAGGCCAUACUGGUGGAUUGGCCUCACCACGGCGUCACGGACCUAGGCGAGACCAGUGAAAAGUAUUGUUAA
Molecule: messenger RNA, 255 nt
Organism: Cooperia oncophora
Lineage: Eukaryota; Metazoa; Nematoda; Chromadorea; Rhabditida; Trichostrongylidae
Source: the annotation of a GenBank genome assembly